AUGCAAGCACCAGCCCCGCCAGAGUCCGGGGGGGCGUUUAUGGAUGACACGUACCUUUGGUCACAUGACAGAACGCACCUGCAGGCGACGCUGGCAGCACUUGAGAGGCACCUUGCACGCCAUGGCCUGUUGAUCAACCCGAGGAAGACGGCAGUGAUCUACAGCCAGCCGCAGGGGGGGGGAGCAUACCGCAUUGGGGGGGAAAUGGUCGGCUGCAGACCCUUUGGGGAAGUCGUGACGGCACUGGGGUCACCCCUCACCUUCGGGGAGAGUGUGGCAGCGAUCAUCACACCGGGCGCGCAAAGCGUUCAACAAACACGCAGCUCUGCUCUGCGCCACCACGCCACUCAAGGGGUGCUGCGCUGGAGCACCUUCCAACUUGGCCACACCUGGGACCUGUACGGACACAUGGCCCGAGCCCAACCCGGGGGGAGACCCAUGCUCAGUUGGAAAGACUUGGAGUGGUGGGAGCUGGAGAAACAAAAGCCGCGCGCACAAAGACACACCCAUGUCAAAUACAAUGCACUCGCAGACCCAGAAAGACAGGUGGUGGCAGUGGCGGGGACAGCCUGGAAGCAGUUAGCAGCAGAUUUUCAGACAUGGGGGAGGUUGGGAGAACAGUUCGUAUCCAAGUUUGACGAUCCGUGGGCACACACGUACCGCCGAAGCCAGCAGCAGCAGCCCACGCUACACCUCUCUGCACAGCCGCAGGAGGGAACCCACCAGGCAGCCCAAGCAGCGACGGAACCAGCCACGCAGACAGAGUACCCCAACAUGGGGGGGCAGCCCGCCAGCCAGCCACAGACGCUGCAGCCUGGAAGAGCCACGGGGCAAGCAGAAGCAACGAACGAACCACAGCCAGCAGCCGCAGGGGAAGCGCCGGCCUCAGCAGCACAGCCACACGCCGCGCAGCCACACACACCGAGGGGGCCAGACCCCGUGGGGCCCCAAGCACCAGUUCCACGACACCGGCCGAGGAUGCAGCCGCCUGACAGCCAACGCUACCCACCACCAGCAGACCCGCAUGCGCAGGGCUUGCCACAGGCCCAGCAGACAGCACAACAGCCGAGCCAAGCCGCAGCCGCAUCGUGCCAAACCCAAGUGGGAGCGCAUGGGACAGCCAUCAUGAGCCAAAGGGUGGCGACGACGAACCAGCAGGCCGACCCUGCCACCAUGCCCCAGCCACAGCACCAGCAGCCAGGAGCAACGACGUAUACCGGGCAGCCCACGCCGACCGCAACAGGGGGCACACCACACCAGCACGCAAGGGGGAUGCAGCCAGGAGGCAACCCCAAAGAGGCGUGGGGCUACUACGCCCCGACAUACGAUCCCGCAACGGACCCGUGGCACGAAGACGACGAGGAGGACGCCAGCCAGCCCAUGCUGCCGCAGCCGGGACAAGCCACACGUAUGGGGACCACGCAGCAGCAGCCGCUGGUCUACACGGUGCCAGCAGCCCCAAACCAGUGGGGGUACACCCUCACAUACCACCCACCGCUCCAGCAAGCUACCGUGGGAAGCAACCAGCCGUGUACACAGCAACCGCAGCACCAGGGCCAGCUGCACAGCCCCGAGCACAGCGGCCCUCACGCCACAGCACAACACAGGCAGCCCGAAGCAGUCAACAGCAACCUUCCCGGGCAGGGGGACCUCCACGCAGCAAUGCCAGCCCAAGGGGGCACGACCACGCAGCCGCAGCAGCAGCAGCAGCCAGCUCCACAAGAAGUCACACUGACGUGCCCCCAACUUGCACACCAGCCCCCCAACUGCAACAGAUGGGGAAGAACGCUGCAACCGCUCACCCAGGGCAACGGGCCCACCACGGGCACAACAGUGCCGCAUCCUGGCCAGCAGCCACAGUACAAACCAACACCACAGGGCUACGAACCGCCGCCGUGGGCAGUGCCAGCAGACUACAUCCCACCGUGGGAGAGAGACCCACACCGACCCCAGGACACAAAGCCAGCGCCAAGCAGCAGCUCGGGGGAAGCCUUCACACAACAACCACAGCAACAGCCGGAAGGGACCAUGCCAACGAUGCCACCCACCGCCGAGGGGCAUUGCCAGCAGACCCAGCACCCGGCAGGCCACCCAGAUCCAACAACUACAGACGGGGGGGGAAUGGCGAGGGGGGGGUCCACAACACAGGGGGAGGCCCGCAUAGCACCCACAGCGGAACUGGAGGAGGAAGACCCGACGGGGGGCACAGGGGGAGGCAAAGCCCAACGUCCGUAUCACGAAGGACAUGGAGAUCAGAGAAUGAGAGGGAAGCGGUUCAAAGCUGCGGUCCAAACCGCGUUUGGACAGCGGGGGUGGACGAAGGGGGACGAUGUCACGUGGAAAGAAGUGGCACACCUCGUGGGGCUGCGAGAAGAAGAUGAUGAAAGUGAGUGGGCCAGGGUGCUGGCGGAGGGGGCACAGCGAGGAGGCAGGAGACGCAGAGGGCCGGCAGCCGCAGCGACAGCAACAGUGGAGCAGCCGGACGACGACAAUGACGCGACGCUUCAGUGGGACGGUCUCUUCAACUCCAUGCUGAUUUCGCCGGGGGGAGCGGACCGGCCGGACACCUUUCCGCCGGAACUGCCUUUCCAUGCUGACGCCGAGAUGCACCUGAGGGGACUACCACACGGAGCGUGGGCAGGCAUCACACUCCCAUGGCAAUCCAGAAGGGGACCGGAGUAUGCGUCCUCCACCCGUGGAUACUGCCGCAUCAAAGUGCGGCGCAGGCCGGGGGGCAUUGAGCCCGCAGGCUACAUGGCCACCAGCACCUCGUUCGUCCUGUUCCCUUGGGGAGCAAUCCAGGGGGGACGACCUCGGAAGUGGCUGCUCCACAUCACAGGGGGGCCACCCCAAGAGGACCCGGAGGCUGCAGCCACGCUUGGCGUUGCAAUAUUUUUACGACUGGGGGAAUAUGACCCCAGAGCCUCGAACAAUCCGCCCAUGGCGUGGGAGCAGAUGGCGCUUCAGCUCAUCCCACCGCCGGGGCGGAGGAGGGAGCCGGCACAAAACCCGACCUUCCCGGGGGACAACCAGUCAUCUACAGCGGGGCCCAGCUCACCGCCUGUGACAGCUCCGUCUCCAAGUCCGACGCAACGGGGGAACGAGAACGGACAGCCGGACGAGGAGGACGACGAGAUCGACGAGCCCUCCUUCAUGCAACGAGCCACCCAGCUGAACGACACAGCGGCCUCCAGCGCGGGGGAAACGCCACAGGACGGCUGGGGACAGCGCAGAGGACGGCCGGCAGGGGGCAGGCCCCACCGCAUGGCCCCGGCUGCGGCCAUGGUCCGCCGCUGGCUUCGCCAACUGGCCGCGAUACUGCAAGCCCACCCGAUGGGGGAUGCCAUCCCAUUGCUGCUGGAAGAGACAAUGGAAAUGGUGGGGACCUGCACCGACGACGACCGAUGGCAAGAUGAUGGUACAGUGGGGGGACCAGGCCCCUGCAAAAAGAGGCGCAUCUUGAACAUGAUCUAUGUCGCCCGCAGCCGUCUGGAGCUGAUCUGCGAAGACGAUGGCAUAGAUGGCUACAAUCAACAUCAAAUCUGGGAGGACCUCAAGACAGCACUGGGGGACCUUCGCCGUGGCCAAGAGCAGUUCCAACAAGCAACGCAGGGCCAAGGGGGGUACCAGGCAAUGCAGGGGAGCCAUGGCCUCGACCAAGCCAUUGCCGCUGUUCAAGCCGCGGCUGGAGCCACAAUGGAAGGGGACCUGGACUGGCUCUCCGAAAGCUGGAGCCAAGUCAUCACAGUCCUCGUCCAGGAUGCGGAGGACUUGUUGGAGGAAGAAGGCAUCCUCGACUAUGUGCACCCGGCGGAUGUCGUCGCCCUGGAAGAAGGGGGACAAGAAGCGCAGCCGCCGCCGGCCGGGGGACCUGACGAGCAAAUCGACCGCCUGCUGCGAAAUGCGCGCGCAGUCAUGAACUUCGUGCCGGCGGGGGGCGAACAGAUGAGACAGUUGCUGGCAGCUAUUCUGAUCUGGCGGCAGCAGACGCGAGGGGAGAGCAUCGCCGUGGACACCCAGACGACGGACGCAGCAGGGGAAGGCAGUCAGCCAGCAGAGGGGCUCCGACCAACAGAUGCGUGGGUGCCGCCAGUGGACACGGAACAAUGGACGGGGAGCAUUCCGUCCUCGUCGGUGCAGCCAGCAAGCCCCGAGGGGGACCUCUUUGAGCCUACGGAUGCGGACUUGGUGCAGGCCCCGGUUGUGAAGACUUUGACUGACAGUGCACGCAAAGCCCGCGUGGCGGAGCACUUACAGGAGCUCGCCGAAGCAUCAUCGCAGCUCUGCCUGUGGUUGGAUGCAGAUCGCGAGGGAGAAAACAUCGGCUUUGAGGUCAUUGCCGUCUGCAGAGACAGGUUUCCGGACAACUCGAAUGUCCAUCGGGCCAUCUUCUCUGCUCUUACGCGAGAAGAGGACAAUCCAGUUGCCCGAGCAGCGGUAGCGGAAGCGCUCGUUGACCAGCGCUCGCUGUUGUCAGUCUUCGUGUUCGAUCCCCGAUUCCUGGAUCGCUCUAACUACGGCCGUGUUACCGAUCCUGAGUUCAAGAAGUCCAUCAGUACUCGAAAGCCAGUUGAUUUCGGCAACCGCAAGACGUCCGCUCUUCGAGCUCGCUUUUGGCUGCAGUGUGUCCGAGCAGUAGGCCAAGACAUAGUGAAGCGUGGUGGAAACUUUGUGGCCACUGGGUUUGUCACGGCCGACCAGAAGACGUCUUGGGGUCGCUGCCGCAAGGAACCCGUCUCCCCGGAGCAGACCGACGUGGAAGAUGCGGUGGCUUUGAACCUCAAAAGCCGCGGCAGCGAGCUGCGGCGGGAGUGGGGCGCCAUGAGCCUCUACCACUGCCAGGACUUGCCUUUUGGCCUCAAUGCCUCGCCUGGCAACUACACUGAGCUCACACUUACACUGGGCUGGGAGGACCUUUGGCGUUCACCUGCGCGAUCCGCGACGGCCACACCCAUCCGCUUUCCCGUAGCAGUCCUAUCCGACGACUUGCCAGGAACCAUAGGCCCUUCGGUCCUGGAGAAUGAGCGAGAAGCGCUGAAGCUCCUGGGCUAUGACGACCAAGAGAUUGAAGAGGCCGUGGCGCAGCAGAUGCCUCCUGGAGGCGAGACCUCCGCACGGGAGCUUCUCGAGCGCUGGCUCAGAGAGGACUUGGAAAUUCCCAAGGUGCAGGAGGAGCUCCCUGUCUUCUGGGAUCUGCCCACUGGCGGGCAGGACAAGGCCUCAGGAGGGAAAGAUCCGUUGCAGUGGGCGAACCUCGCGCGCCCCGACGGCUGGCUGCGGGUCUCCCACUACAUGGCGGUUGGCUGCAUCUCAGCCCGAGAGAUCUUGGCACGUGCCGACGACUCGCCGAACUUCAACGGUGUCGCACACCGGCUCUUGUGGCGUGAGCUCCACCGCCUCAAUGCGAUCAGGUGGGGUCGCCGCCUCUUCUGGCUUCAAGGUCCAGGCCGUGUGGAACGUCCCUGGUCGUGGGACACUUCCCUCGUGGAUGCUUGGAAGGCUGGCCGAACAGGAGUUCCCUACAUUGAUGCUUGCAUGCGUGAGCUGAAGCAGACUGGCUGGCUGGCUUACAAAGGCCGCAAAACCGCCGGCUUCUAUUUCGUCUUUAUCCUCGGAUUGGACUGGCGGUGGGGUGCGUUUCACUUCGAGGAUGUGCUCCUGGACUAUGAUGUGGCCAUGAAUUAUGGGAAUUGGGUGGUUGUUGCAGAGGUGGACAAGCAGAACCGUGGAGCGCAUGGUUUCACUUCACUGGAAGACCUUGCUGCCUGGAAGCGCGAUGAAUUUGAGUGGAAGCUGACAGCGGAAAAGGCGAACGAUGCCUCCGGAUCCUACAUCAAGCGCUGGCUACCGGAGCUGGCUAAUGUGGAUGCCUCUUUCGUCCAUCAUCCCUGGACAAUGACACAGGAGCAGAUGGCCAAAUGUGGCUGCGUGCUCGGCAAAGAUUACCCCCAGCCCAGGGGUGGUCCCUUCCAGCUCAAGGAGCAGGAGGACAUGAACGUCACGAUCGACACUUCUGAUGCAUUGGAGCGGCGCUCGCAUCCAAAUGAUCCUAACGGAUAUCCGUACACGUUCAAAGAGUUUAUUGACUUCGCGCUUGCCCGUGGAAGCCCUGCCAGCUUCGGCAAGCAAUGUUGGGAGGAGUCGUUGCCGGUGAGCAAAGCACAGCCAUCUCCCGAGAUGGAGGUCGCAGCAUCGUUCAAUCAACUGGGCCGCCCUGAUAUGGCGGUGGCACAAGGUGUUGAUACUCGGCAGGAAUUGGACUUGCGCGUCGGCAUCUCCUUCAGCAGGCUGCUGACUCGUCAACUCACCAACACGCCUCUCGGCAAUGUCAAAAGGGGCGCCAGCAGAUCAAUAACUUAUGGGCCUUGCCAGACGCCUGCGCUAGGUUUCUGUGCUCAACGGCAGCGGGAAAUCGAGAGCUUCCAGCCGCAAAAGCGCUGGACCCCGGAGGUGGAGCUACGGCAUGCUGGAAGCUCCCUGACGUUCGUCUGGAAGCAUGGCCAGCUGGAUGAUGAAAAGCAGGCCGUGGCCCUUGAACAGGCGCUUCUGUCCAGGCCAGUGGCGAAGCUGCGCUCCAGCUCCAGCACCCCCGAGGUGCUCCACCGCCCAACGGGCUUGAACACUGUGCAGCUGCUUCGAUCUGCGAGCAACGCGCUGGGCCUUGGCCCAAAGCAGGCCAUGAAGGUCGCAGAGGACCUGUACUCCGCCGGCAUCAUCUCCUACCCUCGAACAGAGACCACGCGCUACCACGAGACGUUUGAUGCAGAGGCAUCGCUCCGCCCCUUGAGCCGCCACCCAACCUUCGGACGGGCAGCGAAUCGCGCCCUGGGUGCCUGGCGGUCGCUGGCUGGCAAGGCACAGAGCUACCGGGCGCGGGAUGUCGGGGACCAUCCUCCAAUUGUGCCGCUGAGAGUGGCAGGUCCGGACGAGCUCAGAUCCGCUGCGAGGCGCCUUUACGACUUUGUUUGUCGACAUUUCUUGGCCUCGUGGCUCGGUGACGUGAAACUGGAGAGGCGGCUUGGCCGCUGCACGCUUCUGGCCUUGGCCCUCUGCCUGGGCGCACACGUGGGCGCUGUGAACUUCGCAGCACCGGACGGCCGACAUGCCCAGACCCCAAGAGCAAGGGCCGAGGUCAGCCACGGCCUGUCAGCUAGGCCGCGGAGUUUGGCAAUGAAGGCAUCGAAGCUCGAUGCCCUUGGCUUCAAGAAACAGCAGAUAAAUGAUGCUGCCCGGAACGUGGCAUUCAUCGCCGUUAUCGCGGGCACCAUUGCAUCUAGCUGGAUUUUCACUGGCAAGUGGUGGAAGGUGCCACUGGGGCUGGCGCUGCCUUCCAUGCUUUAUCGCCUGUGGACCACUAGAGGGAACACGGAAAAGCUUGCGCAGGUCAGCGCUUCAGUUGACUCGAAGUACAUUGCCAGCACAGAGGAGGCACAGCAGGAGCUGCACAUGUUCAUGUGCAGUAGCUGUGGCUACACGCUGUUCCCGGCUAGGGGCCGAGAAGGCGCCUUCUUCAAUGACAAGUUCAAAUGCCCGAUGUGCGGGGCGUCAAAGGAAGAGUUCGUUGACAUGAACGACGACGACGAUGAUGGCAGCGCUGCUCUUGCGGCAGCCGCAGCCAGGGCGGAGAAGGGGGAGGCCCCUGCUGCCUGA
This is a messenger RNA of Symbiodinium necroappetens, 7650 nucleotides long. The record is from the annotation of a GenBank genome assembly. NCBI's taxonomy places the organism in Eukaryota, Dinophyceae, Suessiales, Symbiodiniaceae.